Pieris brassicae (large cabbage white) is the source of this 1371-nucleotide messenger RNA. RefSeq names its product origin recognition complex subunit 6 (gene Orc6). NCBI's taxonomy places the organism in Eukaryota, Metazoa, Arthropoda, Insecta, Lepidoptera, Pieridae. Bases 143 to 1210 code for a protein of 355 amino acids. Gene Ontology annotation, cellular component: nuclear origin of replication recognition complex. Gene Ontology annotation, biological process: DNA replication; DNA replication initiation. The record is from RefSeq and is a predicted model, not a curated record. The transcript is spliced from 6 exons.
UUCAACAGAUUUUAUGUUAUAAUGAAUAUGACAUGUCAAAAGCGAUUAGAUGGCGGUUAGACUGACAAUUUUAAAUGGCAAAGCCUUAAUAAAUAAAAUAUAAUAAUUGAAGAAAUAUCCACAACUACGUAAUCUAAUUAAUAUGGCUACGUCAAAACCUCUGCGGCUCUUAGCUGUAAAAUUAGGUUUGGCUAACGAAGUAAAAGUUCUGAGCAAAGCUGCAGAAUUUGAACGCUUACUUCAAAUUAAAUCUACGCCAGGGAAUAACUUUUCAGACACAAGUAAAAUUGUAAUACUUCUGGAUUUGGCAGCUUCAGUGCUUGGUACUAAUUUUGAUCAAAAAACUGCAGUUAAGUAUUCAGGGUUAAAAGGACCAAGCUAUAGAAAUUCUAGAAAGGUGAUUGAGAAUUUACUGGAGAUGAACAAUGAGAAGCUAUCAAUAUCUGCACUGUGCUUAAACCUGCAGUGUACCGAAGUACAGGAUCUUGCUGAAAGCAUCAUGAAAGAAUAUGAAACAAGCGCUAAAGUGGAAUUGGAUUUGACAUUACCCCAGUAUGUUUGUAUGGCAGUAUACCAGGCUUGUAGGAUCAAUAAAGUAAAGAUAACAAAAUCUAAAUUUAUAGAAAAAUCCAGACUAAAGCCGGGGCAAUGGAGUGAGUUGGAUGCAGAGUGGACUAAAAUUGUGGAGGAAAAGUUUCUUGUUGUUAAAAAAAGGGGACGACCACCCAAAGUUCUUAUUGAAAAUGAAAAUGAAAUGGACAUAGAUGCAAGUCCUGUAAAAGAGACAACGGAAACAAAAAUAGAACCUUAUGAGGAUUGGAAACGACGAAUGUUAGAACAAGCUUACAAGGAGUUGAGAGAGUUAGAGAAUAAAAAGAGAGUAGGUAAAAACAGGGUUAGUUUUAGUGAAGACAAUCAACCCCGAAGAUCUUCAAGAAUGACACCACAAAAAUCAUCAGGAAUGACACCACAAAAAUCAUCAGGAAUGACACCACAAAAAUCAUCAGGAAUGACACCACAAAAAUCAUCAGGAAUGACACCACAAAAAUCAUCAGGAAUGACACCACAAAAAUCAUCAGGAAUGACACCACAAAAAUCAUCAGGAACGACGCCACUAAAAUCGCCAUCUAAACAAAGAACUCCGCAAAAGUUUUCGCCAUACAAAAGUCCGGAGAAAGCUAAGCUAAGGCUGAAUUUUCCAAAAAUUUGAAACGGAAAAUUUCAGCUAAGAAAUGCCUGGAUAUUGGCCUAAAACUUGAAUAUUUAAAAUUUUGUUAGUAAACCUAAGUAAAUAAGUAAAAACUUCUGUUUAAUACUGUGUUUUGUAUAUUUAAGUAUUUUUACCUAAGACAUUGUUAUGUUAGGACAUUU